Molecule: messenger RNA, 9538 nt
Organism: Cuculus canorus (common cuckoo)
Lineage: Eukaryota; Metazoa; Chordata; Aves; Cuculiformes; Cuculidae
Gene: SLITRK6
Product: SLIT and NTRK like family member 6
Exons: 2
Coding region: 535-3057 (840 amino acids)
Biological process (GO): axonogenesis; positive regulation of synapse assembly; regulation of presynapse assembly
Cellular component (GO): membrane
Molecular function (GO): protein binding
Source: RefSeq, a predicted model, not a curated record
GGCUGAGUCAAAAGCCAAGAAGUCUCUUUAUUUACGCCUACCUCCCAGCCCCUGGCAAUCUGACUAAUAAACUGAGCUAACAAGAAAGACUAGAAAGAGCAGAGAGAACAUAGAAGCAGCUUGGAUCUAAAAAUCCGACAAACCAAGUGAUCAAGUCAAGCUCUGCUGAGCAUCUUGUUUGUUUACUGCAUCCAAAUGCUUGCAAACAGUUAAAUAUAUGCAGAAAAGUCAGCAUUGCUGUGAAGUAUGCUGUGAAUUUUAAUUGAGGAAAAACGACAACUGCUUGCAGGAUGGUCUGAUGUGCAUGCUGCCUGGAAGAUUUUUUCAAUUGAAUGCUUUGUACUUUGUCUUCUGAACAAGGAUUUUAACUUUCCUGAGCUGUGGUAUUACAAGAGCGUGCAGAAAAGUGAAACUCGGAAGAAAGUGUAUAUUUUUCACAGGGAAAAAAUACAUCGCAUUGAAACAGCUGCUUCAACUUGUGCAUUAUUGAGCGUUUCAGGGAGUAUUACUACUGUACAGAAUCUACUGGGCAAGAUGAAGCUCUGGAUUUUUAUUCUAUAUUCAGUUGUGGCAGCACCUGAUCCUUCCCAGUCACAGCCUUCUUUUUCUUCAAUUAGAGGAUCUUGUCAGAGUUUGUGUUCCUGUGAAGAAAAGGAUGAUACCAUGAUUAUAAAUUGUGAAGAAAGAGGCAUCAAGACGGUAUCAGAAAUAAAUGUCCCACCAUCACGGCCUUUCCACCUUAAUCUGUUAAACAAUGGCCUGACUAUGCUACAUGUGAAUGAUUUUGCUGGCCUUGUUAAUGCUAUAUCUCUACAUCUUGGUUUAAAUAAUAUUGCAGAUAUUGAGCCUGGGGCUUUCAAUGGUCUCAGCCUUCUUAAGCAACUUCAUAUCAAUCACAAUUCUUUAGAAACACUUAAAGAAGAUACAUUUAAUGGAUUGGAAAAUUUGGAGUUUCUUCAAGCAGACAACAAUUUCAUCACAGUGAUUGAUCCAAGUGCCUUUAGCAAGCUCAACAGGCUUAAAGUGCUUAUUUUGAAUGAUAAUGCCAUUGAGUAUCUUCCUCCGAACAUAUUUCGUUUUGUGCCAUUGACCCAUUUAGAUCUUCGUGGAAACCAGUUACAGACAUUGCCCUAUGUUGGCUUUUUGGAACACAUUGGUAGAAUAUUAGACCUUCAGUUGGAAGACAAUAAAUGGGCCUGUAACUGUGACUUGCUGCAGCUGAAGAUAUGGCUAGAAAAUAUGCCUCCUCAGUCAAUAAUAGGUGAUGUUGUAUGCAAUAGUCCUCCACUUAUCAAAGGUAGCAUCUUAAGCCGUUUGAAAAAGGAAUCACUUUGUCCCACUCAUCCUGUCAGUGAACUUGAAGAUCCAUCGGGGUCACUGCCCUUGGUUGUAACCACCUCUAUCAGCGAUAGUCACCUAUCAACUAAGAUGAUUCCUAUCCUGAAAGCCCCUACUAAAGAACCAAGCUUAGUGUUUCGUACUUCAAAGCCUGCUACUCAGUUUCCAGGAAUCAAUUGUCCUGUCCCCUGUCACUGCACCAGCCAUAUGCUCUCAGGGGUUCUCAUGCACUGCCAGGAGCGAAAUAUUGAAAGCUUAUCUGAUUUAGGACCCCCUCCUUCAAAUCCUAAAAAGCUUAUUCUAGCUGGAAACAUUAUUCAGUCAUUACUGCAAUCAGAUCUUGUGGACUAUGCCAGCUUGGAAAUGCUUCACCUGGGUAACAAUCGCAUUGAAAUCCUUGAGGAAGGAUCCUUUAUGAAUCUGACUAGACUUCAGAAAUUAUAUCUCAAUGGAAAUCAUCUUACAAAGCUAAGUCAGAAUCUAUUCCUUGGCCUUCAGCACCUUGAAUACUUGUACCUUGAAUAUAAUGCCAUUAAAGAAGUUUUGCCGGGGACAUUUAAUGCAAUGCCAAAACUUAAGGUCCUCUACUUAAAUAACAAUCUUCUGCAGACUUUGCCACCCCAUAUCUUUUCAGGUGUUCCACUCACCAGGUUAAAUCUGAAAACAAACCAAUUUUCUCAUUUGCCUGUAAGCAAUGUCUUGGAUCAAUUGGAUAUGCUGGUACAAAUUGAACUUGAAGAUAACCCCUGGGACUGUACCUGUGAUUCAGUUGGGUUGCAAAAAUGGAUACAAAAGUUGAGCAAGAAUACGAUGAUGGGUGACAUUUUUUGUAAAUCUCCAGGACACCUAGCAAAAAAAGAACUGAAAUCCCUGAACAGUGAAAUAUUGUGCCCAGGUUUAAUAAACAGCCCUGUCCUACCAACUCAUGCCAGUUUUGUAGUUGUCACAACUUCUACUACUACUACAAACACCGCAGACACCAUCCUACGGUCUCUUACAGAUGCUGUCCCACUUUCUGUUCUAAUAUUAGGACUUCUAAUUGUGUUUAUAACUAUUGUAUUUUGUGCAGCAGGAAUAGUAGUUCUUGUUCUUCAUCGGCGACGAAGGUGCAAAAAGAAACAAGAGGAAGAACAGAUGAGGGAUAGUAGCCCAGUUCACCUUCAGUACAGCAUGUAUGGGCAUAAGACAACACAUCACACAACGGAGCGCCCAGCUGCAACUCUCUAUGAGCAACGUAUGGUUACUCCCAUGGUUCAAGUCUACCGCAGCCCAUCCUUCAGCCCCAAGCAUACUCAGCAAGAGGAGGAUGGAAGUGAGAAGGAAGCUAAUGAUUCCAGACAUCUCCGACGAAGUCUUCUGGAAAGAGAGAACAGUUCACCUCUUACAGGUUCAAAUGUCAAAUAUAAGGCUACUGAUCAAUCUGCUGAUUUUCUGUCUUUUCAGGAUGCUAGUUGCUUGUAUAGAAACAUUCUUGAAAAAGAGAGAGAACUGCAACAACUAGGGAUCACGGAGUACCUAAGAAAAAAUAUUGUCCAGCUCCAGCCUGAUAUGGAAGUUCAUUACCCUGCAACACAUGAGGAACUGAAGCUAAUGGAGACUCUCAUGUACUCCAGGCCAAGAAAGGUUUUUCUAGAACAAACUAAAAAUGAGUACUUUGAACUCAAAGCUAAUUUACAUGCUGAACCUGAUUACCUGGAAGUCCUGGAGCAGCAAACAUGAAAGGAUAAUAUGUUGGGCUGAGGCUGAAUUUCUGUAAUUUUAUUUGAAGUUGGAACUGUUGUAAAUAGAAGUGCCUUAUAGUAACAUGUCAGCAGUCAGAACAAAAGCAUAGCAGUAAUCCUAGCAAAAAACCCUCAGGGAUCACUGUGGGAAGCCAUGGGGUUUUGUGCAGGCAAUACGUCUCACCCCAAGUUAAACAUGAACUUUGCAUGACUGAACUGUGGGAGGGAGAUUGCUUAUUGCAGUAUUCCUCAGCAUUUUAAAAAGGUGUGUAUAACACUCUUCAUUCUGUACACAACCCAUGGAAAAAUAUUUGUUACCUUUACUUUCUUAUUUUCCUCAGUUUAAUUAGAUUCCUUUUUAAAGAAAACACCUGUGUUUGUAUUUACAAGGUUAAAGUGUAUUGGUUAGGUUAAAUACAUGCACUGCAUUGAUGACCAUUGUCUACAACUUCAUCAAACGCACCCUUAUAAUAAAUAUAAAAGGAGUUGAAGUGUUGUCAUAAUGGCAGUUAAAAAAUCCAAACCACAAGAAGAAAAGAUUUUUGUGUAUGCGCUCAGAGCCCGCAAAUAUUUAAGUAUUUUGCACGAAUCUUCAUCAUGUGCAUUCUGUAUAUGUCAGGAAAAAUAUGUAACUAUUUUUACCCAACAUCUUCAAUGAAGGAGAAAACAAAUGCUUUAUUACUUUGCCUAUCUGAUAGCUUUACCUAAGUUUGGACUAUCUUUUCUUGAGCUGCUGCUAUGAAAUAUUGUGUGUCACUGGUGUUUCACCUCAUAAUCGUGGGCAAUUUUAAAAGCUACUGAGAAUCAGCUGUAAAUAUGUUGCUGUGUUUAAUAAGUUUUUUUUUUUACAUACAUAUAUAUAUAUAUAUAUAUAAACUACUUCUGUGCUGGCUUUAAAUAUUCUUGGAGGAUAUGAGUUUGCUGUGGCUAGGAACUUCCAAGUGCAAAUACAGGUCCUUUCGCACCCUACCCUAAAGCAACUCCCAGACAGAAUAGCAUCAAUACACACACAUGAGGAAGAAUAAUAGUAUUUAGCUGUUUGUACAAAAAUAUGUUAUAUUUUCUGAAAUUAGGAAAAAAAUAAAGUGUUGUGGGAAAAAUAGGAAAAAAAAUGUUGAACACUGUGGGUUUAUUUUUGCAAUGAUUCUAGCUAGAUUUAUAUUUACUAUUUAUUCUAUAUAAUUUUGUAUUUUUUUUCAACUCACAAGAAAAGAAAAAGCUUAUUCCUGGCUGCCUUUUAUGCAGAUCAAGGAGCUGCUCUCUGUCAAUGAAAAAGAAAUAAAGAGUUUUUAAAAUGUCUUUUUCUUAAAGGUCACUUUUUAAAGAAGGCAGCAACUUCUGCAUGCACAAGUUUAUAACUGUUUGGGAAUUAAACACAGUGCUUCUCACUCUUGUCACGUAGACAGAAGCAUCUUGUCCAGAGUGCAGUAAGGACAUUCAAUUUCUGUGCAUGAAUGACAUGGUGCCAAAACACAAAUUCUGACCUGCGUUUAUCUUCCUCUAAGAAAAUCUUUUGUAAACUGACUAUGCAUGAACCUUUUUUUCAAUUUGUAGAGUAAAAGAUCAUCUUAAUUACUACACGUCUACAUAUGUAUGCUAAACUUAGCACUGAAGUUUUUACAAAAUCAAAGUAAGAAGAUUUGUUCUUUAGUUCAUCUUAUUGUUGAUAUCUUAUCUGUAUAUACAAAUAUGAAUUCUUCAUAUUCUUUGUACAUAAGGUUCUGACAGAAAAUUUUCCUAUACUAUAUACAGGAGUCAGACUCAUUUCUUUCAAAUUUGUAUUUUUGGUGCUAUAUUAAUUUCUGUAAUUUGAGAACCUGAUCACAUGUUGUUUCUGUUAACAAACCAACUUCCUGAUUAAUAUUUUUGAGGUGUCAUCAAUUUUAUAUGGACGUUAACUUCUUGGCUUCCAAAAAUCUAAAUGUCAGUUAUUAGAGAACAAGAAUUAUUUCCUCUUUCCAUGAAUCAGAGUAACUUACUUAAGAAAACCUGUGUGUUUAGGAGAACUGGGAAAAGUAAAUCUGAUGACAAUAUAUUUGUUUCAUUGCUAUCUUUAUUGAGAAGAAUUAAAGAUAAUGUUGAGUAUUACUUCUGCAGGUAAGGGUGAGACAAAAGGGAAAAUGCAGCUACCUUAACUUAGGUAUCUAGUGUUAUCGUAGCUGUUCUUACAUAUUCAAGAACAUGCCAUAGAACCUAUUGAAAUCCAUAUCUUGAUCUGGAGGAACAACUGGAGCCCAGGAUGGCUUAGGGUAUCAAAAUAUCACUUUACAUCCAUAUGUAAACAAUUUAGUUUCACACAGAAGAAAGAAAUCUAAGUAAUUCUACAAUUUAAAAUAAUUAAGAUCCAGUGAAAAAUUUAAUUCAGUCAAUAGAAGUGACACUAGAAAGUUUAUCGGACUGAUAAUAUUGUCCUUUUUAGAAGUCUGAGAGAUGUCAGAUUAGUGUAGAAAAUAAUCCAAGAAAGCAAGAACAAAAAAUAUACCUAAUAUUUGAUAACAGAGUUAUGUGCUUCAGUGUCUUUCACUUCAGUAGUUAUUUCCUUUGUUUAAAAAAUGUGUGUGAAAAGUAAUACCUGGCAAUUGGCAAGAUGCAGGUUUCAUGCCCUCAGGCUUAUAUUUAAGAGAAAUAGCUUCAGACUAAAGACAAUUGCCACAUGUGCAGAUGUCACUUUGCUUAGCUGUUAACAGUUACUUGGCAGAAUGUUUAGGACAACUGUAUAGCAAAAGAUUUUUCUUCAUUGCAGUUUGAAAGCAUUAGAAAGAAGAGUGAUCUAAAUUCAUGUCAAAGCAACUCAGUUUUACAGCUGUAUCAGAGCAUCACUCAGUAGAAUUAAAGGGACCUCUAGCUUUUAUCAUUCUUUCAGCAGGAGGAUUUGCAUCAUUAAUUAUAUAAAGGCAACUUACUCUGUGGCAGUCUAUAAGACUGCAAGUGGUUCUGCCAUAUCCAGGAAUCAAUAGAAUGUGGCACAUCAUCCACUUAUCCGUCCAUACUGGACUACCAUUCAGUUAAAGUUUGUAUGAUGAGGAAAGAGGGGUCUGCCUAUUGUCUUAUCUCUUAAUAACAUUCUCAGACAGUGAUUUUCCAGCUAUGAGCAAACUUAAUACUGCCAUAACAAAAAGGGCAGUAUCCAAAUAUUUGGCUUUAUGUGAUUAUUCCUUAAUUGAAGAAUAUCGACACCUGCUGAUUAAAGUAAAAUCUUGGCAUAAGGAAGGUAUUACAUACAAAGAAAUAAGGAUAGAGUAUCUGUUUCUAGAAGCUCCUUGGGACAUUUUUGUUAUAACUAUUAGAAAUAUGCACUUAAUAUUGGUGUUUGCAGGAAAUUGGAGGGAUAUGCAGAAUUUUUUUUGCUAAAACCAUAUUCUCAUAUGUAGUUUGGGUUGGUUUGUUUGGGUUUUUUUCCAAUGACAGGCACAGUUAAGUGGUUUGAUGCAUUUCAGUUAGCUAGAAUAAUGAAGGUUGGAAGGCAAAAUAUGUUUGACAGUCUGCAACAAAGUGGAUCCAUUUUUCUCCUGUCAGCAUGAUAGUUUAAUUGAGUACAAGAAUAGUGGUUCGUCAUGCACACUGAUGUACACGGCAGCUAUGUUAUUGUUCUUAAUAUGUUGUCAGAUACCUUAAGGUAACUGACAUCAUUUUCCCCCUUACAUUUUAGUGAAGAACACAUAUUAAAUAAUACUAUAGACCUGAUAUAAACAGAUAUUAAAGCAAUUUAUUAUACUUUCUAUUUUGAAAUGUUUUUAUUUUUUCAGCUUCAUAGAUGUCAAAUAUAUUUCUCUUUCUUCUUCUUCCUGCUACAGGUAUUUUUCAUUCAGAAUUUAAUACCGAUACUCAAAUAUAUUACCUGCAGUGACGCCUCUCCAAGGUUCUGAACAGAAAAAAAACCCUACCCCUUACCCCAAACAGUCCUUCCAACAAAAUUUGUAAAUUUUCCAUAGAUCAGGAUAUUUCCCUAUUCAGAAAUGGUCCAGUAUUUUCACGCAUUCUCCUCCACUAGAAUGACAGAUCAACUUUUCUGUAACUAAAUGCUAGACUGAAAAUGAGUUCAUACUAUUUGUCAGUGAGGUGUCAAAGCCAUCAGACUUGAAUCCAAAAACUUUUCCACUGGCACUCAUUUUUUUCUGUGACUGGAAUCUGAGGAUCAAUUUUUUUCCCCUCUUUGCAUGACAAAGAAGUCCCCAGUAUCACAUCAAAUAGAGGAUGUAUAUAAGGUGUUGUUUACCUACCUACAAAGAGAUAAGUUUGAAAAGCUAAAUUUGAUACGUUUGAAAAGAAAAAUUUGAUAAAUUUGGAAAGCUAAGUUUGACUGGGAUGACAAAGCAUCUUAUUAAGAUUCAUUUCUGGUGUGUUAAAAAAGGUUAUUUACAAAAAAUAAAACAUUAUUUCACAGGAUAAAGUAAUAGCGGCAAGGGAGAAACGGAGACUGAAUCUCGAAGUCUGCAUCAGAAGGGAUUCUGGAUUAUCAUUUUUAGGAUAUUAUUAUCUACAGCAAUAUACUUUGUUAACCACACCAACACAAUCUACAAGUUUCAUAUAAAUGCACUGAAAUGAUCAUGAGGGAAAAAAAACAGUCAAGCACUUGUCUUAAUUCAAAAGAUCAGCUGAGAAACUUUCUUAAGACUGGCCCAUUUCUUUGUUCUGGUGCUCCUCAACACAGAUUACCUGCAUUCCCCUUAAUGCAUUUCCUGUUCAACAACAGACAGAUGUCUGGCAGUACAAUCUACUGUUGCAUUUGAAAACUUCUACUUUGAAAGGUUUUGCAGUGUUUGCAAUUGCCUUCAGCAGUCAGUUGUCCUGGGACUUGAUGUUUGGUGCAACUUGUUGGAACAGAGACAGGGAAGAUAGAUCUGUUACUGACCUUGUAUUAUAAGUCAGAAAAGACCUGUCUCUUUUUGACUUUCUAAAGUUUAUGAUAUUCUUUAUCUCAUUUGAUGAGUUGGUAUCAAAUCCUUUUGUUCCUUGAAAGAGAAGUGAACUGUAGCUGGAACCAAUAUAAGGAAGUUAAUCACCAUACUGAAAAGAUAUAGCAUGGCGUUUUCUUUCCUGCAUAUCUUCUAACAGUCAACUUUGGCUUUUUGACACAACAGAACAAAUUCUUAAGAGCCACAGACUAAUGGAAAGCAGCUAACGUCAAGGAAGAAAGUAAAAUACCAGAUGUUGCUCAUCUCUAUGAAAGCAAGAUGUGAUGAAGAACUUUUUUUUUAUUAUUAUUUAUUCAGCUUCACCAAGAUGGAGUGCAAGUACAUGUGCACAGCACAUUUCAUAAAACACUUACCAAAGUUUUGUGUUUUAAGCCAUUUACUUCAAAAUUAUUUACAGUAUGUUCCUCCUAUUACUACUAGAAGGACUACUUAUACUCCUACUAUUACUUUUAUUUCAUGCAAUUGAAUGGUGGAAUACAGAAAAGAAGAAACAACUUGGUUUCAUAUUUCAAGAGGAAAUGCUGCUAUUAACUGUAACUUCAGCUGUUUGCCUUUGUAUAUCAAUGCAUCCAUUUAUUUCGUCAUAAGAUACACUGUUUGAUAAGAAUUUUUUAAAUUCUUCCAAUUGUAAUUGAUUACCAAAUAAAUUGCAGAAAAGCAGAUAAUUAAUUGUUCUAACAGAAAGAAGUCUGAAACCUUUUAUAUGUGCAGAAAUCCUAUGGAACGUCAGCAUAAGUUUGCACUUUAAAUAAACUAUAAAAUUAAUUUUGUUAGCUCAUAAAAGUUAGUAUUAUUAUUAGUUUUAAAUUAAGAGACACAUCAGCAUUUUUGCUUUUUUUAAAAAACUUUUAUCCAACAUAACUCUUCUAUAAUGACACGUUUGGGUUAAUUACAUAUUAAAUGGUUCCAUACUAAGACAUAUUAAAGAAUAAUAAUACUGGCAAAUAUAAUCUGGUAGUCCUCCCAUGUUUCCCUACAGAAACUGUGUAGUAUGCUGUGAAAGAAAUACAUGUUUCCCGGGCAAGGAGAACAAAAAAGAAAGUUAAUUCCUUUGUAUCUCUGUCUCAUGUAUUUCUUGGGGAAUAGAAUGUUAUGGAAUCCCAUCCCUGUGGUAUGGUAUGUACACACAGUUCGUAUGAGAUGUAGUUAUCUCAUAUGUCAUAUGUUAUAGAGGUAAAGUUUUCGAGCAACAAUUAAAGAUUUAGACCGAUUCUUUUCAUGUGGCCUGAGGUGUUCAAUAUGUCACAGCAUUGUAUCAUCAUAUGGUUUCAGGGUGAAUGAAAAAAUUGGAAAAUAUAUCAUUUAGAUGCUACUGUUCAGAAAAGGUAAAUGGCUCCGUGAGAUAUCAAGAAAUGAACAUCAAGAUAUGAAGAUUUUAACUCCUUCAUGUAUUAUGUAAGUGUCUAUAAGUAAUAUUUCACUUCAGGAGAAAUGUUGGGGAGGUGGUGUUUCUGUCUACGGAUUACUCAGGCAGUCAGAUUUCCUGAAGUGAAAUGCUGGGUUGAGGGUAGCCCAUCUUCAUGCUGCCACACAUGAUAUUAUGAAGGCUGAAUGAUGUUCUGA